AUGGGUGAGGCAGCGUGUGAGUUUUGCGGCGUGGCCAAGGCCGUCGUCUACUGCAAAUCCGACUCCGCCGCCCUCUGCCUCCAGUGCGACGGCUACAUCCACUCCGCCAACGCACUCUCCCGCCGCCACCCCAGAUCCCUCCUCUGCGACACCUGCGCCUCCCGGGCCGCCGCCGUCCGGUGCCUCGACCGCGGCCUCUCCCUCUGCCACGCCUGCUCCGCCGCCUCCACCGCCGCCGCCGAUCGACUCCGGCGAGUCGAUUUGGGGAUCUACGACGGGUGCCCUUCACAGUCAGAUCUCUCCAAAUUGUGGCCGACGGUGUUCGACAACUGCGAUUCGGAGCUUGUGAUGAAUUCGACAUUAUUGGUAUCGGGUGGUGGAGUGGUGCCGGACGUGAAAUUCGGGCCGUGGGCCGUUGUUCCGCCGGCGCCGCCGCCUCAGGUUUCGUUGUCCAGCGGUGGGAAUCAGAGGUUGUCUCGUGCAUCUUGCCGAGAUCAAUUGUCUUUCUUGUCCCAAGGCUCACCACUUGAACAGGAUCUCGCGACUCGAGAAACCGAAGAUCUUCACGACAUGGAUGGGAUAGGCCUGUGCUUUGAGAGCGGUUACGGAAUUUUCGGUAAUAAUUUGACAAGUCGGCCGAAUUCGAGCCGUGAAGACGAAGGAAUCGCAAGCAUACUCAUGGAGAAUAACAUCUCAGUAUCCAAACCGAAUAGAGCUCACAUCGAAAGUAGUCCUUUAGAGGCAUCCUCGACUUUCCCACCUCCUAUGAGUGCAAAUGCUAGCUCUAUAAUGAUGAAUCCGAGUGCUAGCCUUGGGUUCACGAGCGGUCAACUGCAGCCUCCCUUGUCUCUUGCGAUAUCAAGCAUAACGGGCGAGAGUAAUGCAUCCGAAUAUCAAGAUUGUGGGCUCUCGCCUUUGUUCCUAACGGGCGAGUCUCCUUGGGACUCGAAUCUCGAGCCUUGUUGCCCACAGGCGAGAGAUAAGGCCAAGAUGAGAUACAAUGAAAAGAAAAAAACGAGAACGUUCGGAAAACAAAUCCGGUACGCUUCGCGUAAAGCAAGGGCUGAUUCAAGAAAACGCAUCAAGGGUAGAUUCGUCAAAGCCGGUGAAUCUUUAGAGCACGACGAGCCCGGUGGAUCCGGAACAAGGGAUUUCUAA
Molecule: messenger RNA, 1158 nt
Organism: Striga hermonthica
Lineage: Eukaryota; Viridiplantae; Streptophyta; Magnoliopsida; Lamiales; Orobanchaceae
Source: the annotation of a GenBank genome assembly